Helobdella robusta is the source of this 3737-nucleotide messenger RNA. RefSeq lists its product as hypothetical. The coding region runs from base 246 to 3737 and encodes 1163 amino acids. Gene Ontology annotation, biological process: sodium-independent organic anion transport; transmembrane transport. The record is from RefSeq and is a predicted model, not a curated record. The transcript has 11 exons. NCBI's taxonomy places the organism in Eukaryota, Metazoa, Annelida, Clitellata, Rhynchobdellida, Glossiphoniidae. Gene Ontology annotation, cellular component: membrane.
AUCAUCAUCUACAAUAAUAAAACUGAUUUAUUUUUAGAAGCUUUUGUCUCAGUUUAAUAACAGUUUCUAAAUCAAUUAAGAUUUAAUAUUAAUGAUAAUAAUAAGAAUAAAUAAAUAAAUUCAUAAUGGCUUUUUAUUCAUAGUUUUAAAAAAAUUUUAAAAAUGGAUAAAGAAUGGCUCGUUUUAUUAUAGAUUAUUUUAAUUGCCUGAUUUAGUUCAAAACCAUAAAAGUUGGUGGCAAUAUUAUGACCGUCACCAACAACAACAACACCAAAGAACAACAGAAGAGCAGCAAAAUCAUGCCAAAAAAUGACAAAAGCGGUAAUUUUAGCGCCAAUAGGAGCAAAAAACAUCAACAUAAGAAACCACGUCAGCCACAACAACCACAACAGCCACAGCCACAACAACGUCAGCAAAGUUUUAGAUCAAAAAACCAUGAAACCACAGCCAACAAUUCGAGAUCAGCUAGACGAUCUCGCAAAAGUAAACCAAAAAAGUACCUCCUAGCCAGUAAAAAAUCUUUAAAACGAAGACUUUUGAGGAAAAGACUUAACAAAAAUUGCAUCUACGUCCAGAAAAGUAUCGACGACUUAGUAAAGUAUUCCGAACUGGAGUUAAUAUCACCAAUUAGGCGCUUCACAUGCAGGAAUAUUCGACUGUUCGCCGUCCUCUACUCCGUAGUUUUGUGCUGUCGUGCUGCCGCUGAUGCCUACAUCGAAGGGAUGGCCCACCAAACCGAGCAGAAAUACUUCUUCUCUCGCGCAUCUCUCGAUUUUAUAAAUGGAGUCAAGUUACUCGGAAUUAUUUGCAGUUUAAUUUUGGUCGCGUUUUUCAGUAAGGAGUCCCAUCGGCCUCUCAUGAUAUUCGCCGGAGUGCUCCUGUGCUGCAUCGGAUCCAUAACUUGGCCCAUUCCCUACUUCGUGAAUGAGAAAUACUACACGAAUGCAAUAAAAAACUGCAGUCCAAAUUCCGGAUUAGGUUACUACUACUCGGAGAUAUGCACAAAACCGACCACCCUCAACGUUACAGCGUCCUGGAAAUCCAGUAAAGAUGCGUUGAAUCCGGCCUGCUCCAGGUGCAUCAGUGGUGCGGCUGAUGGGUCGUGGUGGAACGCCAGGGAGUCCGUGUACUGGUUGCUCUCUUUUGGGGGACUCCUUAUUGGCAUUGGAACUGGUUUGUUUGCCACCACGGGGAUUAUAUACGUUGAGGAGAACUGCGAGAAGAAUGAGCACGCCCCUCUCUACUAUGGAAUAUUCAUGAGUAGCAUGGGCUUUGGUCAUUUCAUAGGCUCCUGCUUGGUAUGGUGGUUUCUACGUUAUAAAGAAAACUUGACAGCCGUGAGCCACUUGGCAAUAUACGAAACGAGAGCCUGGUGGCUUGGGAUGGUCGUUCUGUCCUUCUUAUUCCUCCUCUGUUCCCUUCCUUUUCUAUUCUUCCCGAAAUACAUCAAAAAACCAGACUGGGUGGUUAGCAAUCAGUAUAGAACGUUCAAGGAGAUGAGCGAGCUGCUGGCCAAAUUGAAGUUAAAACGAAAAGAACUGCGAAAAAAAUCUCCAAAGAAUAAGAAACAGACGUCAGAUGAUCUCGCCAACAAAAAUUCGCAAGCAAAUCUUCUACAGACCGGCAUGACGAACCAAAAAGAAUUAACUUAUAAACAGAGCCGAGAUCAAAAUAAUGAUGAAGAUGACGAUGACGACUUCGACGAUGAUGUCAUUGAAAACGCGCAAACAAACGAAUAUCCUGGAUCAUAUACUAAUCAUGCUUACACCGACAACGAAAAUGAACGAGCACAGCAACAACAACAACACCAACAGCAACAACAACAACAUCAACAACAACAGCAACAACAAUCACACAUCGUCAUGAUUGACCAGCCUUCAAAAGGCGUCAAAUUCAACCCGGUUUUAACGUCAGCGAUCGAGUUAGAUGCUGAAACGUUCGAGAACGAAGAUUCGCCAGUGCGAGCACCACCAGCCUACUACCACAAAAAGAAAAUUAAAGUUUCGAAAAAAUUAGGAAUAAGGUGCUCUAUUUUAAAAGACCUCUUAAAGACCCCAUCUUACUCACUCAUCCUCGCCGCCAUCUGCAUAUCGGCUUAUUACACAGCCGGAUAUAGAACAUUCUUGGGCGAGUUCAUCCAACACGAGUACGACCAAGAUCCAAAUAGUGCCUGGUAUUACACCGUCGGUUUGUCAUACUCAAUAUCGUGGUCCAUUGGACCUGUCUUAGGAGCCUCUCUGAUUUACAAACUAAGUCUACAAUUAAAUCGGCAGCUAUUGCUGAUGGAGAUGCUCUUGGUUUUCCAUAUUUUAUUUGUCUUUGUCAUAUCUUGUUACGAUGCUUGCGGGUGUUCCAAUGUUAAGAGAGAAUUAGUCUGCAGCAGAAAUGACGUCACCGUCAACAACAACAACAGCAAUAAUGACGUCAUCAUUAGAGUGGGAGGAGUUAAAUAUCCUUCAAUGUGCCAUGCGGCUUGCCAGUUAACGUUGACGUGUUCUUGCGUUAACUUGCCAGUAAAUUCAGAGAAAUGCAUGGCCGAUAAUUGCAGUAUUUUUGGUUUGUUCUGGGUUUUUCUGUUUAUGGCCACACUAACUUAUUCUAUGGCGGCCGUUAUUGUUAUUUUGUUCUUUUUGAGAACAAUACACGAGGAACAUAGAACAAUGUCGUUGUCUUUGGCCAUCUGGCUCAUAAUAAUUAUUGCAUUCGUACCGGGUCGAGCCGUAUAUCGAGCCAUAGGCGAGAGUACAUGUAUCGAAAAACAUACCGACUGUCUCGGCGAUUCCUUCUGCUGGCGAUACGAUAAAGCUCGGUUGCGUUACGUAUUCAACGGUUCGAAUAUCGGUUUUCAAUUUGGCGCUUUACUGAUAUUCAUAGCCAUUCACGUUCUAGCGAUGUACAACAAACUCCGAUUUGAAUACCGGUUCGUGUGCUACGAUAAUUACGGUUACGAAGUGGGCGGUGAGGGACCGACAUCAACUAACUCAUCCCCUGAAAAAUCGUCUUCCCCAGCUAACGGAUAUUCAAACGGGUUUAAGAAUAGGGACAGCACUGAUCGGCAACAUUCAAAACAUUAUCAACAACAACAACUCGAUUGCAGUAACGAAAAUUUUGAAGAGAGCCAGGAAGAAAAAUUACGUCGUCACCAAAUGGCCAUCGAGAAGCAAUUAGACAAAAGAAACUCCAACGAAAUUAUCAACAAUUAUAACAAUAAUUAUGUUACUAGUUAUGAUAAUUAUAACGGUGAUGAUGAAGAUCAUGACAAUAACAACAACAACAACAACAACGAUGAUUUAGAAAAUGCGAUUGUUAAUGAUGAUAGCAACCCACACAACGUUCGCUAUAUUGAUUUUUCUGUUCUGUCAUCAUCUAACAGCAGCUUGUUUAAUGGGCAACAACAACAUCAGCAACAACAUCAACAACAAAACUAUGAUGAUGAUAACAUUAGCAGACAUAGUGAUCAACAACAAAAUGACUUUCAACAACAACUCCAACAACUUCAACAACAACAACAACAACUUCAACAACAACAACAACAACUUCAACAACAACAACAAUUACCACAAAUUGACGAAUUAAUCGUAGAUCAACAUGACCAUAUAUACGAAACGAGUCACAUAUUAGGCAAUGAUAAUAACAACAACAACAACAACAACAACAGCAGCAGCAACAACAACAACAAUAAUAAUAACAAUAAUGAUGACGUUUAUGAUGACAAUGAUUAUGUAGUUUAUUUAUAA